Messenger RNA from Oncorhynchus gorbuscha (pink salmon), 708 nucleotides. RefSeq names its product membrane-associated guanylate kinase, WW and PDZ domain-containing protein 3-like. The transcript has 5 exons. Bases 1 to 708 code for a protein of 235 amino acids. The record is from RefSeq and is a predicted model, not a curated record. Gene Ontology annotation, biological process: signal transduction. NCBI's taxonomy places the organism in Eukaryota, Metazoa, Chordata, Actinopteri, Salmoniformes, Salmonidae. Gene Ontology annotation, molecular function: protein binding. Gene Ontology annotation, cellular component: cytoplasm.
AUGUCUAAGGCAGCCGUGAGGAAGCUGCACUGGCACUCCAAGGUCCAGGAUAGCUUCAUUCCCCUGGUUGGUUCCUCGGGGGAUCUGGGCGUGUCAGUGGGCGGUGGAGCCGACUAUGGAGAGUUCCCAUUCAUCACAGCAGCCCCUGGGGGCGGGCUCACUGUGGGCGACGUAAUCCUUGAGAUUGGGGGAACCCCUGUGUUAGGUAUGACACUAGGAGAUGUCCGGGGGGUCCUCCACUCCUGCCUCCAUCCCAUCCGCAUCAAGACCGUCUCACCAGGCUCUGUAUUGUGUAAGGACCUCAGGUUGUAUCUGAGUAAGUGUUUUACUCCAGGAUCCAUGGACAGCCAGCUUCAGCAGGUCAUCCGGGAGAACCUCUACCUCCGAGCAGUGCCAUGCACGACCAGACUGCCCCGUGAUGGGGAGAUCUCUGGGCUGGACUACAACUUUGUCUCCAUAGAAGAGUUCUUCUCUCUGGAAGAGUCAGCAGCGCUGCUGGAGAGCGGCAAAUUCAAAGGGAACUACUACGGCACCCCACGGCCAGUACACAUCGGUCCAGAGAGCCCUCCCAUCACCUACCGGGAACACCGCAACCUGCUUCGGAACUUCCGGACACGCAGCAAGUCGCUUAGCAACCUAGAGAAAGCAGCAGAGGAAGAGAACAGCGAGGAGGUCUCUGGCCUGUAUGGUGGCCUGCAGCUACUGUAA